UAUUUGUAAAAUUCCCAUGAAUCAUUUGAAAUUAAGGUACAACUACAAAUCCCACAAGAACAAUGUAUUCUUCAGUUGUUUCAGUGCUUAUGAUUUUUGUUUUCUACUCUUGUUUCAUCUCAUCUUCAAUACACGACGUUGUUGCGACGACGAGCACUCCCUCGUCGUCGAUGAUCAAACAAGUUUGCUCGAAUAGAUGGAGCAAUUUUGAUUCUAAAUUAUGUAUUCACAUCCUUCUAUCCAAACACCAGAUAGCAUCAGCGACGAAUUUGUUCGACUUGUCGAUAGGGAUUAUGGAGUUGGGAAUUUCAAACGCAACGAAUACGCGGACGUACAUCGACAAGUUGCUGAAGAAGUUAACCGAUGUGAAGGGUGCUGUGCGCGAGUGCAAAUUGUCGUAUGAUUCGGUUAUAGGAUCGUUGAAGAGUGCCCUAUCUGAAGUUAGAGACGACAAGGAGUACUUAACUGCGACGUAUGACCUUCUGAUUGCUAGUACGGACAGCAUCGAACGGUGCGCAAACGCUGUGGUCUCGGGGAAAGUUGAGGAUGAGACUAUUUUGAUUGGGAAUAAGGUUGUGCCCAUAUUUGGGCUGUCUGCGUACAAUGCUGUCGACAGUCUUACACACUAGCCUGAAAUCUACACACACACACACGGGUGCGUGUGUUUUUGAGGGUAAAAUAUUGUGUGGUGUGAUUUAUAGUGUGUGAAGAGUUGUUGAAUGGGGUUGCCGUGUUCAGACAAUUCGAAAAAAUAUGUAAAAUUCUAAUAAAUAAUUCAAAAUGAUAUUUUUAUUA
This is a messenger RNA of Sesamum indicum (sesame), 795 nucleotides long. RefSeq lists its product as uncharacterized. NCBI's taxonomy places the organism in Eukaryota, Viridiplantae, Streptophyta, Magnoliopsida, Lamiales, Pedaliaceae. Gene Ontology annotation, molecular function: enzyme inhibitor activity. The record is from RefSeq and is a predicted model, not a curated record.